AUGGCAAGUUGGAAACAACUUGAAGUUCAUAUAGAAGAUCAAACUGCACACAAAUGGAGUGUUUCAUUAAGUGAAGAAAUGUUCAAAAGAUUUUUCUCUCAGGGAAAUCCAAUAGUGCAUAAGAUAUUUGGCGACGGAUCACUGUUCAGUCCAUUGUUGUUUGGAAAAUUUUUUGAUCCUUCAGAUGCCUUUCCACUUUGGGAGUUUGAGUCAGAUGUCUUGUUAUCUAAUCUUCGGGUAUCUGGCAAGACUACUGUUGAUUGGUUGCAGACAGAGGAUGCUUAUGUACUAAAAGCAGAUUUAGCAGGAGUGGGGAAUAAUACCGUGCAAGUCUGUGUCGAAAAUGGGAAGAUUUUGGAAAUUAGUGGGCAGUGGAAGCCACAAAGAGAUCAGUCGAAAACGAAAGACUGGAGAAGUGGCCACUGGUGGGAACAUGGUUAUGUUAGAAGGCUUGAGCUACCAGAAGAUGCUGAUUGGAGGGAAACUGAGGCAUAUGUGAGCAAUGAAAUGCUCCUAGAAGUAAGAAUCCCCAAGUGCACUUUGGAUUCCGAUAAUCAUCCAGGAAAUGGCACCUCGGCCAAAAAUUCUGAGUCUUCGUAA
Molecule: messenger RNA, 600 nt
Organism: Dovyalis caffra
Lineage: Eukaryota; Viridiplantae; Streptophyta; Magnoliopsida; Malpighiales; Salicaceae
Source: the annotation of a GenBank genome assembly